AUGGCUUCCAACGAUGACGACACUUUAGUAUACGUAAUCGAUAUACCAUCGAAUAUUCCCGAGAAGGAUGUCGAACAAAUGCUUCAGAAUCGUGCCGAGAGCAUUGGUCGAAUGAAAAUAAGCAAUGUGAAAUGCUACUCAAAACUUGGUAUAGCUGUGAUGCAAUUGAUGAAUAAAGACGACAAAAUAUAUCUUGUUGAUAGUGUUCAGUCAACGAUUCUCGAUCGACAACAUCGCAUAAAUGUAUCGUUCGUAAAUGAACUCCAACUUGACUCUUAUAUAGUAAUCGAUCGAAAUUUAUCGAAGAUACCUUCUUCGGAACAAAUUAUCUCUCGUUUUAAACAAGCAUUCAAAAUAUCAGCAAAUCCCGUGUGUGAGCCAAUUUCUGAUCAGUUUCCUAACAUUUUUCGUAUUACUUUAAAUUCACUCGAUGAACUAGCCAAAGUAGCUAAUUCACCACAGUUUCAGAUCGAAAAAUCCAUUGCCAACGUUUAUGUAUGUGUAGAUUGCAAUUUUUUUAGUGAUUUACCAUUGUUUACCAAUGAUACUAAACUUUUAUCUGCUGUCGUCGCUCAAAUUGGUGGUAAAGAACUUCCAACAACAUCAUUAUACGUACAGUGUAAUCAAAAUACUGGUAACGCCGUUGUUUUAGUAACAAAAUCUGCCACAACAUGGACAUCAGUAAACUUCUUGACAAUUGAUGGACAAAGUGUGCCAAAGAAAACAAAACUUCCCUAUCAAGUUCUUGUCUCUAAUGUACCUCGUGAUUUUAGUAUCGAUCAUAUUAUUAAGCAUAGCUUAUUUACCAAUCGAGUUCUUGCUCAGAAGCAUGUAAGCGAUCAGCUUAUCGUGGAACUCAAUAAUGAGGAGAGUUAUAAGAAUUGUUUAGACAGAGGAGUGGUGAACAUAGGUAAUACAGUGAUGGAAAUUAAGCCAUAUAGUAUUGUUAUUGAUCCAGAAACUAUGGAUAUUCGUGCUGAAAAUUGGUAUGAGACAGAUAUGCUCAAGAUCGAACCAGAUAUUAUGACACUAUUUCAUAAUUAUCAACAUCCAAUCUUUCAUUAUCAAUGGAAUGCUCAGAAUUGGAUCGAACAAUUUCAAAAACUAGAUUUAACAGAACAACGUUCGAAAGGUUAUGAUCUUCAUCGACAUUUGUUACGAGUGACAGUCAUGUUGAAUACAAUAGGCAUUCUAAGAAAACAACGUUAUAUGGUCAAUCAUGAAGAAGUUAUAUUAAAACGUAACCUUUUACACACCACCGUCUAUGAUCAUAAAUCAAAACUAUCAUAUGGCACGAAAACUUCAGUUACUAAUAUCAAAACACCAUAUGCAUCGACAUCUGUCAAAGUAGUUAACGAAGAUUGUCUUACUCUAUAUCAGAAAUUAGUUUCAGAAGGACGUCGACCUUUAUUAUUAAAUAUGGCCAAUCAAGCUAAUCCUGGAGGUGGUUAUCGAAAAGGUGAUGGAGCACAGGAAGAAAAUCUUUUUCGUCGAUCAAAUUAUUAUCAAAGUCUCGAUGUAGAAAUAGCCGAUAAGGAUCGAUCAGAACGAAUGCAUUGCAAUGAUAAAUGUGAACAGAAGCAAAUAUCAAAAAACGAUAGUUUAUAUCCGAUGGAUGAUUUUGGAGCGAUUUACACAAAGGGUAUUACAGUGUUUCGACAAACAGAAUCUAAUGGCUAUGCAUACAUGAAAACUCCACUGUACAAUGUUUGUGCUAUUGCCAUGGCUGCUUAUAAAGAUCCUAAAUUAAAAAAUAAUAGAAUAUUAGAAAAUAAAUUUGCUGUUCAAACAAGAAAAAAGAUUGAAAACAUCUUUGCAAUUGCACGUCAUCAUAAACAUGAUUGUCUCGUUUUAUCGGCUCUUGGUUGUGGUGCUUUUAAAAAUCCACCUGGUCAUAUUGCUGCUAUUUUUAAAUCUGUUAUUGUACAAUAUGCAGGAUUUUUUAAUACGAUUUAUUUUGCGAUUGUUGAUGAUCAUAAUACAGGCAAUAAAAUUAAUCCACAAGGAAAUUUCCUUCCAUUUCAAGAAUUACUCGAUGGUUUAAUGGUACCAUCACCCACAAUUUUACGUAUCAAUGCAGCUAUCGGACCAAAUCGCGUGCUUGAUAAAUCAUCUGAUGGUCAGUUAACACUAGGUGAUGUUUGCAUUUUAGAUCUACCACCAUGCCAGCAUAGUAGUAAGUGUCGUGAUUAUCGAAAGCCUGAACAUGCGGCUCAGUUUUCACAUCCACCCAUGUGUCCACUCUUAAAUGCAACUUCUUCUUGUGAACGGUUGGAUGAUGAUGUUCAUACAUUUAAUUUUAUACAUAAUAUUAAAUGCAAAUUCGGUGGUGAAUGUAACGAUAUUGAUCCAAUACAUCUGUUAGAUUCUGAUCAUCCAGAAUUUUGUGUACAAGGCGGUGGUUGUACAAAUAUUAGUCAAAAACAUUUAGUAGCUUAUCGCCAUCUGCCUAACUGUUCAGAUGGUUCUAAAUGCUCAAAAUAUCGAAAACGAAAUCACGAACAUUUAAAAUCUUUUCGUCAUUGCAAAUCUGUUUGUCCUUAUGAUAAUUGUUGUGCUAAUAUUCAUAAUAAAGCACAUUUUGAUACUACAAUACAUUCAUUUCGUCCGCCAUGUCCAUUAACACCAUACAACUGUUCAAAGUAUAUCGAAUUUGUUCAAUCGAAAAAUUCAAUAGUAUCGACCGAAAUAGAAGAGCAUUGUCUUGAAUAUUCACAUAUUUGUCCAUACGGUCGUGAUUGCAAAACUAAAGAAGAAAAUCAUUUGGAAAUAUCUAUUCAUAUUGCUCGUCGACUAUGUCCUGAUGGUAAUAAAUGUUCAAAACUUACUCAAGAGGAUCAUUUAGAAUCCUAUACUCAUCAUGAUAUUCGAGAUAUUCGUUUCUUAUGCAAAAUACCAGGUUUCAAAUGUCGGGACAGACUUAAUGAAAAUCAUUUCAAAAUAUAUCGACAUAACAAAAACCAUGAUCAUUUUAGUGUAGCUCCAUCUAGUAAUCUUAAUACAUCUAUCAAUUUCGCUCGUAAUCAAGGUCAACUAAUUAAAACGGUGAAUAACUACGUAGAAAGAAUGAACUGGGAAAAAACAUCGAUUUCUCCAGAAGUACGUAAUUGGAUACGAGCAUUACAACCUGUACAUCGAUGUCGAAAAGAUAUUUUUGAAUCAAUUCUUGUACUAGGACAUGUUAUGAGUCGUCGUUUUAUGGAUUUAUUAACAAAACCAGAACAUGUGGUCAGAGCUGUUCAACAACAUAGUCGAGUACGUCUAAUAUUCCUUCAUCAUAAUACGCCAAAUGUCAAAGACAAUGUAUGUAAACUGAUUGAAAUAUUGGUCGAAGCUGAAUUUAUAAAAGCAAAAUCAGAUGGAAAAACUUCAUUAGAUUCAGACUAUGGCUAUAAAAUUCAGCGGAUCGAGCAAAAACUACAGCCACCUCUUAAUCCAAGAGAUAUCCAGGUUAUUCAUGAAUGGUCAGUUAAAAUUGCUCAAGCAUCGAUUAAAUUAAAUGCUAAUCCCACUGGAAUCCAAUACGAUGUAGAUCAAAUUCUAGGAACAGAUCAACAUGUAUUUUCUAUACUCGGACCGCAUCUUGGUCAUUAUUAUGGUGAUAUUGUUAUCACUUUUAAGCAAGAAAUUAUGUUUCAUCCGGAUGCCAACUUUUCUAUUCAAGCUGGAACUAAAUUUCAUAGCAAAUACACUUAUUCACAUAGGCCAUGGACGAAAGAUCCAGGAACUGAUGGUAAACGAACAGAACAUUUUCAUAGCUCAAAACUGCAUUGCUCUAUUCAUGGUUAUGAAUAUGCAGCGGCUUCAGAAUUAGUCGCUCUAACAGGUGCAGAUCGCGAAUCAAUGAAUGUCAAUAUUGAAGCUAUUCUUAAGCGAUGGACAAGUGUGGAUUCUCAUGAGACAUUCGAAGCACAUUUGCCACAACUAAUUCCAUUAGAUUAUAUUGAUCGUGUUUACAUAUCAAAAAAUGUCUUUGAAUCCCUUUCACCUGAAGCUCAACAAUCAGCUAAAGGAGCUUUUAAAGAUUCGCUUAUGAUUAGCAUCUAUGAAAGUGAUGAGAUCAAAAAAGGCGCUGGAUUACAACAGAUUCUCGAGCUUCCAUAUCCGAAAUAUGUAUUUGAACAACUUUGUGAAGCUAUCAGAGAUCGAAUGAACAAGCCAAAUAUCUCGCAUGGUAUAGUCAUUACAGUUGCUGCUUCCGAAUUUGAAGAACAUGUCGUAUUACCAACUACUAUUUCUCAAGCGUAUUUUUUAUAUAAUCUUGGCAAGCCUCAAUCACAACGUGGCCUUGAGUUCACUUAUAUUUAUUGGCAAGCAAUGGAUGGGGAUAUGAUGUUAACAGUGGCCAAUGAAAAACUUAUUCCAGGCGAACAACAAUUCGAUCUUCGAUGUGUUGUUUGUUAUAUUGCAGAAAAACCAUCAACAGUGACUGAAGAAUACCGUGAAGCAUUUUCGUAUUUGAAUGAUGGUCUACCAUUUCAACAUGGUAAUAAUGUCACUACAAAUCGAUUUAAAGCUAAAUCAAAUGCAUUCUAUCGAGGUUGUAAUACUGAUGAUUACUUCACUUUUUGUCUAAAAAUCAGUCAUAUGACAGGUCAAGUAACACUUUCCCAUGCUGGACCAAAUAGUAUUUAUAAUCAUGAAAAGAUUGAAUGUCAAUUUAAUACAUCUAAAUUCGAUCUAUCGAAAUUAGAAUUUAUUCAUCUUAGUGCUGGAUCUCAAGAUGUUCCUGUACGAAAUCUAACAAUUAAUUUUGAAUCAAUACCCGAAUUACAUCCAUCAGUCGACAUGAAUUUCAAAAAAGAUACAUCUAAUCUGCUUGAAAAGUAUCUUGUUGCGCCUUCAUAUGUCGAUCUGAAUGCUCUCAAUAAUAAUGGAACAGGGCGACCGAUGCAAGUUAUUCGACCAUCACAAUUGAAUGGCCCGAGUGUGUUAGAUAGUGUAACAAACAUAUUUUUGUGUCGUCAUUCGAAUGCAAUUGAGCCAGCACCACUAUCGGAUAAUGCUCUUCCUACAUUGAAACCUUGUAAAGAUUCUAUAUAUUGUUUACAACAACACUCAUCAAAGCAUAAGAAACAAUAUUCUCAUCCUUGUGGUUACUCUGAAUUAUGUAUAAGAAAAGCCAAGGAACCGUAUCUUACACAUGAACGUCAUAAUGCACUUAAAUGUGCGCAAGAUAAAAAUUGUUUAGAAAAACAUGAUCCUAUUCAUCGUGCAACUUAUCGUCAUACAAAUCUACCUGAUUAUCUUAUUCCAUGUCGUAAACAAACUAAUUGUCCAGAUCAAUCACCAAAACAUCGUAUAAAAUAUUUUCAUGGUGAAGAUUUACCUUUAAUUAGACGUAAAUCAUAA
Molecule: messenger RNA, 5352 nt
Organism: Adineta steineri
Lineage: Eukaryota; Metazoa; Rotifera; Eurotatoria; Adinetida; Adinetidae
Source: the annotation of a GenBank genome assembly